Molecule: messenger RNA, 2260 nt
Organism: Mus pahari (shrew mouse)
Lineage: Eukaryota; Metazoa; Chordata; Mammalia; Rodentia; Muridae
Gene: Rorb
Product: RAR related orphan receptor B
Exons: 10
Coding region: 642-2021 (459 amino acids)
Biological process (GO): regulation of transcription by RNA polymerase II
Cellular component (GO): nucleus
Molecular function (GO): zinc ion binding; RNA polymerase II cis-regulatory region sequence-specific DNA binding; nuclear receptor activity
Source: RefSeq, a predicted model, not a curated record
CUCUCCACCUCUCUCCUCUUUCUCUCUCGCUCCCUUCCUCUCUGCAACUGAACAGUGAAAAUUCACAUUGUGGAUCCGCUAACAGGCACAGAUGUCAUGUGAAAACGCACAUGCUCUGCCAUCCAUGCCGCCUUUCUUUCUUUUCUGUUUCCUUUUUUCCCCCCUUGAUAAUUCUCCCUCUUCUUUGUAACUAACAAAACCACCACCAACUCCUCCUCCUGCCGCUGCCCUCCUCCUCCUCCUCAGUCUAAGUGAUCACAAAAGAAAUCUCCGAGCCCGAGGCGGUGGCAUUAUUUUUUAAGCAAGCACAUUGGAGAGAAAGAAAAAAAGAAACAAACAAACAAACAAAAGCAAAACAAAACCCAGGCACCAGCCAGCUAGGACAUUUUUUUUUCCACUCUGCCUGAAAACAAACAAACAGCCAUCAGAAACAGUCAUCAGCAACAGCAUCAAAACUGUUAGCUUAGCGGCGGCGGCCACCGUCACCCUGUGGCCACGACAUCUGCCUAAAGGGAUGCUUCUCUCAGCGGAGCAGCUCUUCGCCGACCGCCUUCUUCCCUCGUGCUGAGCGGGAUUUUUGGGUUCUCUGGGGUUCGGGCUGGGAGCUUCAUGACUACACGGAGCAGGACAGCGGCCACAUCAUGCGAGCACAAAUUGAAGUGAUACCAUGCAAAAUUUGUGGCGAUAAAUCCUCCGGGAUCCACUACGGAGUCAUCACGUGUGAAGGCUGCAAGGGAUUCUUCAGGAGGAGCCAGCAGAACAAUGCCUCUUACUCCUGCCCAAGGCAGAGAAACUGUUUAAUUGACAGAACCAACAGGAACCGUUGCCAACACUGCCGCCUGCAGAAGUGUCUUGCCCUAGGAAUGUCAAGAGAUGCUGUAAAGUUCGGGAGGAUGUCCAAGAAGCAGCGAGACAGCCUGUAUGCUGAGGUGCAGAAGCAUCAGCAAAGGCUGCAGGAGCAGCGGCAGCAGCAGAGUGGGGAGGCGGAGGCCCUCGCCAGGGUGUACAGCAGCAGCAUUAGCAAUGGCCUCAGCAACCUGAACACCGAGACCGGCGGCACAUACGCUAAUGGGCACGUCAUUGACCUGCCCAAGUCCGAAGGUUAUUACAGCAUAGAUUCCGGUCAACCGUCUCCCGAUCAGUCAGGACUGGACAUGACUGGAAUCAAACAGAUAAAGCAAGAACCUAUCUAUGACCUCACAUCCGUUCCCAACUUGUUUACCUAUAGCUCUUUCAACAACGGGCAGUUAGCUCCCGGGAUAACAAUGUCUGAAAUCGAUCGAAUUGCACAGAACAUCAUUAAGUCCCAUUUGGAGACAUGUCAGUACACAAUGGAAGAGCUCCAUCAGCUGGCAUGGCAGACCCACACCUACGAGGAAAUCAAGGCGUAUCAAAGCAAGUCCAGGGAGGCUCUGUGGCAGCAGUGUGCUAUCCAGAUCACCCAUGCCAUCCAGUACGUGGUAGAGUUCGCCAAGCGGAUAACAGGCUUCAUGGAGCUGUGUCAGAACGAUCAGAUCUUACUUCUGAAGUCAGGUUGCUUGGAAGUGGUUUUAGUGAGAAUGUGUCGUGCCUUCAACCCAUUAAACAACACAGUUCUGUUUGAAGGAAAAUAUGGAGGAAUGCAAAUGUUCAAAGCCUUAGGUUCGGAUGACCUAGUGAAUGAAGCGUUUGACUUUGCGAAGAAUCUGUGUUCCUUGCAGCUGACUGAGGAGGAGAUCGCUCUCUUCUCCUCUGCUGUUCUGAUAUCCCCAGACCGAGCCUGGCUGAUCGAACCAAGAAAAGUCCAGAAGCUUCAGGAAAAAAUUUAUUUUGCACUUCAACAUGUGAUUCAGAAGAAUCACCUGGAUGAUGAGACCCUGGCAAAGUUAAUAGCCAAGAUACCAACGAUCACGGCAGUCUGCAACUUGCAUGGGGAGAAGCUGCAGGUAUUUAAGCAGUCUCAUCCAGACAUUGUGAAUACACUGUUUCCUCCAUUGUACAAGGAGCUCUUUAAUCCUGACUGUGCUGCGGUCUGCAAAUGAAGGGGACGAGAACUCUCAGAGUCAUGGAAUGCAUCGCCGUUAAGACAAAAGCAAUGUGUUCAUGGGGACUUAAGGAAAAUGUCACUACUGCAACAUUAGGAAUGUCCUGCACUUAAUAGAAAUAUUUUUCACCGCUACAGUUUGAAGAAUGUAAAUAUGCACCUGAGUGGGGCUCUUUUGUUUGUUCGUUUGUUGUUUGUUUGUUUUUGAAAUGAUCAUAAAUAUACAAAUAUAGGACA